Molecule: messenger RNA, 2070 nt
Organism: Malus domestica (apple)
Lineage: Eukaryota; Viridiplantae; Streptophyta; Magnoliopsida; Rosales; Rosaceae
Product: putative glycerol-3-phosphate transporter 5
Biological process (GO): transmembrane transport; phosphate ion homeostasis
Cellular component (GO): membrane
Molecular function (GO): transmembrane transporter activity
Source: RefSeq, a predicted model, not a curated record
UUUUCUUGGACAUUACAUUUCCAGGAAAGCCCCAAUCUUUGAAUCUCAGGCCUUCCUCCUUCAAAUUUCAACACAAAUCCGAAAUCCUUAUUAUUUUACUCUUUAUGAUUUUGUACAGAGAUUUCUUUACAAAUUUCGACCGGAUCUCACAGAGGCAAUCUCAAUACCCUAACCCUAGCUUCGUCCCCAUUUCCCCCUCUGCACAAACAGAGAUUUGAUCGGGAAAAUCAGGUAAAAUUAGGGUUUUUAUACAUUUUUCCAUCUUCGCAGCCACUGAAUUUUCUGUGCAUUAAAGAUUCCAUCUUUAUGGAUCCACCAUUUUUUUUGCUGUAAGUAUAGUUACUGUAUAAUCUGAGCAUUUCCGUGGAGCAAUAUUUUGGGAUCGGAUACAAAAUGCGAUCCGAAACCCUAACCCUAGCUCCAGCUCUCAAUUUUUUCCCAAAUCUCAAACCCCCACACAAAACCCUAGCUUUCCACCAAAUUUCAGUCCUAAUCAUCACCUUCCUCGCCUAUGCUUCCUUCCAUGCCUCCAGAAAGCCCCCAAGCAUUGUCAAGAGCGUGCUUGGGCCCACAGUUCAGGCCAAUUCGAGCUCCGUCGACACGGGGUGGGCUCCCUUUGAUGGUCCCCGGGGCACCCACCGGCUAGGAGAGCUUGAUCUUGCGUUUCUUUCCGCGUAUUCGAUUGGAAUGUACUUUGCAGGGCAUGUCGGUGAUCGGAUUGAUUUGAGGUUGUUUCUUGUGUUUGGGAUGAUGUGUAGUGGCAUUUUAACGAUAUUUUUCGGGUUAGGAUAUUGGUUUGAUGUUCAUGUAUUGGGGUACUUUAUGGCGGUUCAACUUCUUUGUGGAUUGGUUCAGUCGAUUGGGUGGCCCUGUGUGGUGGCUAUUGUGGGAAACUGGUUUGAGAAAGGGAAGAGGGGGUUGAUCAUGGGGGUCUGGAGCUCACAUACCUCGGUUGGAAACAUCAUUGGGUCGGUUGUGGCAUCCGGGGUCUUGGAAUUCGGAUGGGGUUGGUCCUUUGUGGUGCCUGGGGUGUUGGUGAUUUUGGUUGGGAUUGUGGUGUUUUUGUUUCUUCCUGUGUGUCCAGAAGACUUGGGGUUUGAGUCUCUGGUGAAGGAGAUUCAGAUGAAUGUGGAAGUUAAUGGCGUGGAGAAUUUGGAGGGGAAGGUAGAAUCAGAGGAAGCUGGGCUUCUUCGAUCAGAGACUGCAGAUUUUGGAACAGAGAAUGCAGAUGGCGAUGCAGACACAGGUUCUUUGGCUGCAGUUGGGUUUCUAGAGGCAUGGAGGUUACCGGGUGUGGCACCAUUUGCUUUCUGCCUCUUCUUUUCGAAGCUUGUGUCUUACACUUUCCUUUACUGGUUGCCCUUUUACAUAAGGCACACAGCUGUUGCCGGCAUGCAUUUGUCACACAAAACUGCCGGGAACCUUUCAGCCAUAUUCGAUAUUGGAGGAGUCUUUGGUGGAAUUUUAGCAGGAUUGAUAUCUGAUAUGAUCGAAGCUAGAGCUGUAACCUCAAUCGCGUUUUUGUUACUUUCGGUUCCAGCCCUUGUUCUCUACCGGCUUUAUGGAAGCCUAUCGAUGGUUGCCAACAUUGUUUUGAUGUUUCUUUCGGGAUUGCUGGUGAAUGGCCCGUACUCACUCAUCACAACAGCCGUUGCUGCUGAUCUUGGUACGCAGACCACGAUCAAAGGAAAUUCCCGAGCAUUAGCCACUGUAACUGCAAUCAUAGACGGAACAGGUUCUGUUGGGGCAGCUCUUGGCCCGCUUUUGGCCGGGUAUAUCUCCACGACGGGGUGGAACAACGUGUUUGUCAUGCUGAUUCUUGCUAUUUUCUCUGCAACUUUGUUUUUGAUUCGGAUUGCGAGAACCGAGAUUAAGGGGAAAUUGAAUGAGGGAAAAUGGUCUUUGUAUAGCCGCAUAGGAGGCACAUAGUGAUUGAGAUUUUCUAAUUUCUUGUCAUACCACAAAAGUAAGUAGAUUUUAGGCAGAUCCAUUUCUCUACGUUUUUUGUAUCUCAUUGUUUUGUUCUACAUUCAUUAUUCUUUUUUUUUUUUUUGUCUAACGAUAAAUUUU